Messenger RNA from Cynara cardunculus var. scolymus (artichoke), 1519 nucleotides. RefSeq names its product ABC transporter I family member 20. Gene Ontology annotation, molecular function: ATP binding; ATP hydrolysis activity. The coding region runs from base 263 to 1249 and encodes 328 amino acids. The transcript is spliced from 7 exons. Lineage: Eukaryota; Viridiplantae; Streptophyta; Magnoliopsida; Asterales; Asteraceae. The record is from RefSeq and is a predicted model, not a curated record.
AUGAGGUAGGAAUGUAGACGUGUACACAUUUCGGACCAGACUCUGUGGUGAACGAGAGUUAGCGACGCAAAACCCUUCCACGAUAAACAAAUCUCAUUCAAUGCACACUCUCCGACCCUCCACCCACCGCCGGAAAAUUCCUUAUAAAUCCCAUUUUCUUGAUCCAUCCUUGUAAAUCUGCAUCCGGAGCCGACAAAUUAUACUGAAAAUUGAGAGAGUUUUGUGAUUGAAAGAAGGGAACGAAGAAAAAUUGAUAGGUAUAAUGUGGGUGAAUGAUCGGAAUGACAAUAACCCAAUUGUGGUUAUUAACAAACUCAAGUUCACGUACCCAGGGAUCGACGGCCACCCGCCUCCUGGUUCAGUUCCUCUCAUUGAAGAUUUCUCUCUCACUCUCAAUUCCGGUGAUCGUUGCCUUCUUGUCGGAUCUAAUGGCGCAGGGAAAACGACAAUACUGAAGAUACUGGGAGGGAAGCACAUGGUGGAUCCCGACAUGGUUCGGGUUCUUGGGAGAUCCGCUUUCCAUGACACCUCUUUGAUUUCUUCCGGUGACCUCGCUUAUCUUGGUGGAGAGUGGAGAAGGGAAGUUGCUUUUGCUGGCUUUGAUGUUGCGAUACAAAUGGAUAUAUCUGCUGAGAAAAUGUUAUUUGGCGUGUCAGGUAUCGAUCCAGAGAGAAGAGCUCAGCUAAUUAAGGUUUUAGAUAUUGAUCUGUCAUGGAGGAUGCACAAGGUAUCUGACGGUCAGCGAAGAAGAGUGCAAAUAUGCAUGGGCCUCCUAAAGGAAUUCAAGGUUCUUCUUCUUGAUGAAAUUACUGUUGACCUAGAUGUGCUUGCCAGGGCUGAUCUUUUGACAUUCCUAAGGAAGGAAUGUGAAGAGCAUGGUGCCACAAUCAUAUAUGCCACACAUAUAUUUGAUGGUCUCGAGAAUUGGCCUUCGCAUAUUGUGUAUGUUGCUCACGGGAAGUUGCAAUUAGCAUCUACUAUGGAAGAGGUCAAAAACAUGAGCAAUCUGUCUCUAAUGAGAACAGUAGAGCAAUGGCUGAGGAAAGAACGAGACGAGGAGAGGAAGAGAAGGAAAGAGAGAAAAGCAAAUGGACUUCCAGAAUUCGAUAGGCGUAUUGAUGGGAGUCGGGUAAUCGGCGGGGAUCCGGUUCGUGUGGUGAACAACGGAUGGGCUGCUGGAAGGCUGAAUUCCACCGUCGCCGGUGAAAAGAACUUCAUGUAUAGUUCAAACAGAGUUAUGAGGCAAUAGUCAAAUGGAAUCCCAAUAUGUGGUUAGUAGUACAAAAUGGAUCCAAAGCAUGGGACAUUGAAUCACCUUAAAUGUUAUUUUUAUGAAGUUUUUAUUUGCAGUUAUAUUUCCUAAUUAAUUAAGGUGUGUGCAAUUUGUGGGAAAUAGAAAUCUUUGAUAUUGAUGUUGUUCCUAUUGAAUACUCUGUUUGAUUCUAUAUGUAGGUAGUUGAUUCCUAUUUAUGGAGUGGAUAUAUGUAUCUAUGUAUUUAUAUAGGGGUAAAUGUAAUAU